Molecule: messenger RNA, 1215 nt
Organism: Coregonus sp. 'balchen'
Lineage: Eukaryota; Metazoa; Chordata; Actinopteri; Salmoniformes; Salmonidae
Source: the annotation of a GenBank genome assembly
ACCCAAGGAGACCCAAUAAAAAUCCGGCACUCUCAUUCUCCCCGGAGCUUCCGUCAGUACCGGCGCUCCCAGUGCUCCGAAGGGGAGAGAUCCGUGCUCUCUGAGGUCAAGUGAGUCUAAACUGGUCUCAAGCCAGAUCUUAUGGUUUUUUACUCUUCAGAGUCUCACUAGAAACUUAUCUCGGGUGGGAUUCAAUCCGAGGCGCGUUAUAGAGGGCUGUCGACAAUGUGCCUUUGAAAGGCAAUUACCGACGUUCGUGGAGAUCGCAUUCACGGUAAACACUGCAAAUGCCUGCCCAAUUGGAAAUUACCUUUAAAUGUCAAGCGCGCUUCAAUGCUGCAACGCUGCAACGCGCUUCGAAUUGAAUCUCGGGCACGACCCUAGUCUAGUUAUUGUACUGACACUUGAUGCUGAUGGUUCUUUCCUGUAUUGUUCAGCACCUUGAGACAUGAUAAUGGGAGCUACAGUAUGCUGUAUAAAUAAUAAUAAUAUAUAUGUACAGUAUCAUAUGAUUAAAGUUUUAUCCUGUUUAUGUCUUCCAAGAUCUAACGCAUCCCUACCCUCUCCACAGUGCCCGGACAGACCUUGUGCCCCCAUUACCUGUGACACGAACAGCAGACAUCCCAGGUUCCAGCUCCACCCCCUCUCAGGUCAGUCACAGACCCCUUUCCCAGCUCCACCCCCUCUCAGGUCAGUCACAGACCCCUUUUCCAGCUCCACCCCCUCUCAGGUCAGUCACAGUCCCCUUUUCCAGCUCCACCCUCUCUCAGGUCAGUCACAGACCCCUUUUCCAGCUCCACCCCCUCUCAGGUCAGUCACAGACCCCUUUUCCAGCUCCACCCCCUCUCAGGUUAGUCACAGUCUCCUUUUGCUGUGGUCAAUGCCACACGUACAAGCUCUGACAAAGGCUGUGAGGCAGGCAUGAUAACAAUUAAUACAAGUUAUACUUUGCAAGCGCAUAGUGGGGUGCUUUCUUUCCUUUGAAUGACAGUGCUACAUGUCUAAAGUACAAUACUAGAUUUUAUUACCAGAUCCUCCAGUCAGUUGAUUAAUCUCCUAGCAUUGAUAUUCCGAUCGGUGUGUUUGUUGUGUGUUGUUUUCCAGAAGAAGCACGGAUCCAAAGACACCCUGCUCCCAGAGAUCAUAGAGCAUGAUGUGAAGAGCAGCGCAAAGGUGGUGAAGACUGUCCACACUCCUAGGACUAAGGUCGAGACG